AUGUACUUUUUAAAGAAUAGGUUUUUGUUUGUGCUCAAUGAAUUUACUAAUAAAACAUACUUAAAUUAUAGUAUUAAUAAGUUAAGUAAAAUAAAAGUUAAUUAUUUUACUUCUUUAAAAAGUAUCUAUGAUUAUGAUACAUUACAUGAAAAUGUAGAUUUUAAUGAUAAGUCAAAGAAUAUAUAUGAAGUUAACACUCCUUUUUUAGCUCUGAACAAUGAAUCUAAUAACAUAAAUAUAAAAAGUACUAUUUUUAUUGAUAAUAUGGAUGAUUUGAAAAAUUAUUUUGAGAACAAUUUUAGUAAAUUGAAAAAUUAUGAUUAUAUAUAUUUUUUAUUUAAAGUAUAUGAAAUAAUAUUUUAUAAUUUUUAUAAAAAUUAUGAGUUGUCAGAAAAUUUUAAGCUUAACAACCCACGUUUUGUUUAUUUAUCUUUUAUGCAAUAUGUAGAUAAUUAUAUAAAAAAAAACAAUAGUAUUAAAUCAACUAACAUAUGUUAUAAACAUAAUGAAGCAAUACUUUAUAAAAAUAAUAAGAGGGAUAAUAUAUAUAAUUACAUAGAAGAAAAUGUAAAGAAUAAUGAAAAAAAUAAUAUGAAAAAUGAUUUAGAUAAAAAUAAUUCCAGCAAUUAUUCUAUGAAUAAUAGUUCAUUAUUUAAUGAGUAUACAAAUAAUAUUAAUUCUUUAGAAAAAAUAAAGACAAUUAAUUAUGAAAGUAAAAAUAUUUCAUCUCUUCAUUAUGGUUAUUACAAUAAUAAUAAUAAUUAUAUUAAAAAUUCACAAUUAGAAGAAAAUUUAGAAAAUAUAAAUAAUUAUAUAAACAGAAUAAAUGUAAAUAUAUUGAUGAACAUAUAUUUUAAUUACGUAAUAUAUUUAGAAAAUGUUAAUAUAAAAAAAGAAAACUGGAAUGAAUAUGUAUCUUCAUUCUUAACCAAAAGAUAUAUAAAAUUUUACACAGAAUUAUUGAAUAUAAUAUAUAAAAAACUAUUUUUCUUUUCAUGCAAUGAUAUAAUUAAUUUUUUAUAUAUCUCAAAAAGAAUAAAUAUGUCAUCAAUUAAAGAUAUAUAUAUGUUAGUAGAAAAUACAAUUUUGCAAAAUUUGAAAUAUCUUAACGAAGAAUACCUAGUUAGGGUAGGAUACAUUUAUUUAAAUAAUUCUAAUAAAAAAAAAAACAUAAAUUAUAUUAAUAGAUAUAAUAGUAAAAAUUUUAUAGAAACGUAUAUAAAUUUUAUUCAAAGUAAAAUUAAAUCAAUGGAUAAUCAAAAUUUUAUAAAACUACUAGAAUAUAUAAGUAAUAAUAAUUAUAAACAUAUUCAAUUCUAUAGAGAAUGUAAAAAUGAAAUAUAUAAAAGAUAUAAUAAUUUCACUGAUGAAGAAAUAAUGAAACUUUUUUAUCUUUACUCUCAAAAUAUUAAUGCAUCAGAUAAAAUUUUGAUGCAUAAUUUCUUAAAUUCUAUAGUACAUAUGUUUUCAGAUCAUCUCUUAGAACAAAAAAAUAUAAUUAAAACACAAGUAGAUGAACUAAUUAAAAAAAAUGAUGAGAUUGAAUCAUAUCAAAUAAACAAAUUAAAAGAAAAAAUAGAACUAAAUGAAAAUGAAUUAAAAAAAAAAAGUAAAGAGUUAACUAUCCCCUUAUAUGUUAUAUUAAAUGGAAUAUGGGCAAGUGCAAAAUAUUUUAAAGAUUAUCCUUUUUUAUUAAAAAAAUGUGAAAAUAUAAUUCUCCAAAAUAUAAAAAAUUUUAGUAGUUCAACUGUUAGUAUGCUUAUAUGGGCUUAUAGUACUGUUGAAAAUAAAAAUAAUGAUUUAUAUUUUAAUAAUAGUUUAUAUUUACAAUUAAAAGAAAGAGCUUUAAUACUUUACAAGAAUAUGACUCCAAAACAAUUAUCUAAUAGUUUAUUAGGAUUAUCCACAACAAUUGGAAGAACAAUCAAUAAUAAAGGAGAUGUAAAUGUUGAUUUUCAUGAAGAAAUAGAAAAAUAUUUGUUAGAAAAAGAAAAAGGAAAAAUUGAAAAAGAGAACUCUAUAGAAAAGAAAAAUAAAGAAAAAUAUAGAAAUUUUACUUUUUUGAAUUUUUUUACAUCAGAAGAUCUAGCAAAUAUUUGUUAUUCGUAUUCAUUAGUUAGAAGUGGUAGUAAAGAACUUCAUACCUUGAUACAAUCAGCCUUAUUAAAUAAGUUGAAUGAUUUAUCUCCUCAAAAUAUUUCAAAAAUUGCAUACGCAUAUGGAAGUUUAUAUUUCUUUUCUUCAUAUACGCUUCUAAGUUCAUUACAAUAUGAAAUUUUACAAAGGAUACACCAAUUUUCUCAUUAUGAAAUUUGUGAUAUUUUAUGGUGUUAUUGUAUUAAUAAAUUUUUUGAUGCAAAUUUUUGGAAAUGUAUGUUACAUGUAAUUGACAUUGAAAAAAUUAAUGAUCCUCGUUGUUCUUUAUUAUAUUCUUCUCUUUCUUAUGUAAAUUUAAUUGAUCCUUCCAUUCUUGAUUCUUAUAAUGUAUUAAGAAUUUUUAACUUUAUAAGAGAGUAUUACUGGGAUUUCCAAAUAAUGGAAUAUCCUCAUAAAUUUGCAAAUGAUGUUGUAGAAACUUUGCAAAAUGAAAAUAAUUUAAUUAUAUCAAAAAAAGACUUUUUAUCUCCUCAUUCAGAAAAAAAUAUAUUUCUUUAUAUUCAAAAGUUAUUUGAUUAUGAAGGUUUUUUAAUUGAUAUUUAUUUUGAACAUGAAAAUCAAAAAUAUGCUAUUUUUUUAUACACUUCUCUUAAUACAACUUCAGAUGGAUCUCCACUUGGAGAAAAUAUCUUAAAAACGAGAUUUCUUAAAAAAAAAAAAUUUAAAGUAAUUCAUUUACUUUUUAACUUAUGGAAAGAUUAUAAACAAAAUAAAAUUAAUUUAAUAUACUCUCAAUUAUGA
This is a messenger RNA of Plasmodium relictum, 2898 nucleotides long. RefSeq names its product conserved Plasmodium protein, unknown function. The record is from RefSeq and is a predicted model, not a curated record. The transcript has a single exon. The coding region runs from base 1 to 2898 and encodes 965 amino acids. Lineage: Eukaryota; Apicomplexa; Aconoidasida; Haemosporida; Plasmodiidae.